AUGGCCUUCUCACAAGACUACCUCAUCCCCCUCGCCCUUUGUCUACUCUCCCUACUCUUGAUUCGAGCCCUCCGCGCCAAAACUCGAACGGGGGGUCGCCUCCCACCGAGCCCGCGGUCCCUCCCCGUCAUAGGCCAUAUGCACCUCUUGGCUCCGAUCCCCCACCAAGCCCUGCACAAGAUUUCCACCUCCCUCGGGCCCUUGUUCCUCAUCUAUAUCGGCUCGAACCCUUGCGUGGUCGCCUCCUCGCCAGAAACCGCCCAGCAGAUCCUUAAAACCCACGAGUCAUCCUUCCUCAACCGCCCCAAGAUGGCCAAUGCCGACUACCUCACCUACGGCUCCUCCGACUUCACCUUCGCCCCGUACGGCCCCUACUGGAAGUUCAUCAAGAAGCUCUGCAUGACCCGGCUCCUCGGUGGCCCGACCCUUGACCACCUCCUCCCCGUGAGGAGCGAGGAGAUCGGCCGGUUCUUGAAAGCAAUGUUCGAGAAAGCCGCGAAGAAACAAGCGGUCGACGUCGGGAUGGAGCUCAUGAAGCUGACGAACAAUGUGAUAUCGAGGAUGGCCUUGAGCCGGAGGUGCUGCGAUGAUGAGGACGAAGCCGACGAGGUCAGGACGUUGGUGAAGGAGAUGUGCGAGCUGGCGGGGAAGUUCAACUUGUCGGAAGCGAUUUGGUUUUGUAAGAAUUUGGAUCUGCAAGGGUUUGGGAAGAGGUUGAAGGAUGUGAGAGAGAGGUAUGAUGAGAUGAUGGAGAGAAUCAUAGGAGAGCAUCAGGAGGCGAGGGGAAAGGGAGGAGAGAGAGUGAAAGAUCUGCUUGACAUUUUGCUGGAAAUCUAUGAAGAUGAGAGCUCGGAGAUUAGGUUGACCAGAGAGAACAUUAAGGCCUUCAUCAUGAAUGUUUUUGGAGCCGGAACUGAUACAUCCUCAACGACAAUAGAGUGGGCACUGUCGGAGCUCAUAAACCACCCGGACGUCAUGGAGAAAGCGAAGCAAGAGAUCGACUCCGUCGUGGGAAGAUCCCGACUCGUGUCCGAGCUGGACGUGCCGAACCUCCCUUACCUUCAAGCCAUAGUCAAAGAGACGCUCAGGCUCCACCCAACAGGUCCACUCGUCGCCAGGCUCUCGACGGAAGACACCGUCAUCUGUGGCUAUGACGUUCCGGCGAACACCCGGAUCCUCAUCAACGUGUGGGCCCUAGGUCGGGACCCGACCCACUGGGAGAACCCGCUCCAGUUCUGGCCCGAGAGGUUCAUUCAUGGAGAAGGGCUGGAUGAGAAGGGACGCCAGUUGGAUUUGAGGGGCCAGAACUUUCAGCUGUUGCCCUUCGGGAGCGGGAGGCGGACUUGCCCCGGCGCUUCGCUGGCGUUGCACUUGAUUCAUACCGUGCUCGGGGCUAUGAUCCAAUGCUUCGACUGGAAGGUUGACGGGUAUGUCGGCAUGGAGGAAGCGCCCGGUUUGUCGCUGCCCAGGGCUCAUCCCAUCGUGUGUGUGCCCGUGGCUAGGAUCGAUCCAUUGCCGGUGCCGGUGAAGUGACAUGAAGCAUUUCUACUUCUGUUGAUUAUGGCUUAUGUUGAAUGCAUAUUUUGGUUGUUUUUUUAAAAACAUAUUUGUCCAACUUCGAGUUCACGUUGCUUCGUCUAUUCCCCUAUUUGAAAUGUAAUCUGAUCCAUCAUCAGUUCAUGUUAGUUUGUCUAA
This is a messenger RNA of Eucalyptus grandis, 1695 nucleotides long. Its product is annotated as cytochrome P450 93A3. Bases 1 to 1533 code for a protein of 510 amino acids. Gene Ontology annotation, cellular component: membrane. The transcript is spliced from 2 exons. NCBI's taxonomy places the organism in Eukaryota, Viridiplantae, Streptophyta, Magnoliopsida, Myrtales, Myrtaceae. The record is from RefSeq and is a predicted model, not a curated record. Gene Ontology annotation, molecular function: oxidoreductase activity, acting on paired donors, with incorporation or reduction of molecular oxygen, NAD(P)H as one donor, and incorporation of one atom of oxygen; heme binding; iron ion binding.